Messenger RNA from Strongylus vulgaris, 684 nucleotides. Lineage: Eukaryota; Metazoa; Nematoda; Chromadorea; Rhabditida; Strongylidae. The record is from the annotation of a GenBank genome assembly.
AUGACUGAAGACAUGCUAGAUGAGUACACUCGGUAUCUUUCAUCACUGGACGAUGGAGAUUCCAGAACGAGAGCACAACUUGAUGUGCUUUGCAGCGAUAUGCAAGCGUUCAAGGCAGCCAAUCCAAAAUGUUGCCUAGAAGAUUUUAUAAGGUGGCAUUCUCCUAAGGACUGGAUUGAGGAAGAAGAAUGCUUGUCUGAACGAAUGCAGCUUCCUGAUAAUACUUGGGUUAAGGAUGACUAUGUUGAGGCAUUGAAGCUAAUCAAAUCGACAGAACUUUUAUUUGUUCAGUAUUCUAGUCUUCUGAAUAAAUUGACUAUUGGAGAGAGCGAUGACUCUCUGGUAGAGGCGCCUAAUCCAGAAGAAUUGUACAAAUUUAUUAUCGCCCUCAUAGAGGAUGCCACUUCCAAGAGAGAUGAAGACCGCAUCGUCAUUUCUCGCGGAGUUCCAAUCUUUGGUGCUUCCAAUGGUACGCUUGGUAAUGCUGUUCGCAGAAUGUUGGAACGACAAGAUGUUAAAAAUGGUCUCUUACCUUCACCUUCAAGGAAGCAGUACACAAUCAGAUGGAGUGUUCCACGCCCAACAGCUAACAGUAGAGUAGUUCCUCAGCGACUAUUUGCUUCCAUCGAACAGGAUGAAUUCCGUCUUUGUGGUGCUUUUACCGAGGAUACUGUAUAUACUUAA